AUAUAGUCCGCCCCCCCCCCCACAAGGUCUGAGGGACAGUGGACCGGCCCCCUGCUGAAAAAGUUUGCUGACCCCUGGUGUUGGCCAGUGUGGUCGGUGCAUGUGCUGACUAGCCUUUAUUCAUGCACUGAAGCAUUGUGAGGAAUUUAAACGGUGGCUCCAAGCUGCCCCGAGGUUAGGGCAAAGUUUUUCAACCUUUUUGGGUCCACAGCUUCCUUGACCAACUACAUUCCUUCUGAAGCACUCCUGUGGGGCUCAGGAGCUCAGUUAUGUCACCCCUUGCCUGCAGAGCCACAGCCCCCUCACCUCUUUUCAAACACCCUCCCUUGUAGACUGUUCCCCCAGCCUCCUCUCUUCUCCCCUCUCAUUGGGAGUCCACUAGGCAGCCACUGCUGCCGUCCCUAGUCUUUGAGCUGCCCUGCCACCCCAAAGAGAGGCACCUCAUCGCACUGCCCCACAGGGGCCUGAAAAGCACCCCUUGGCCAGUCCCAGAGGCACCAUUCACCUAGGGAGCUUGUAGCCGGGGCUGCUGUAACAAACAGCCACGCAAGCCUUUGGGAGGCAGAGACACGAGAGGGCAUCAGAGGAGGGAGGGAAGGAAAGAGGGACAGAGGCCAGAGUUGCCCGCGGCACCCCUGACCAUCAUUCAGGGCACCCCAGGGUGCCACAGCACCUGGUUGAAAACCACUGGUUUAGGGGAACACUGAUGAUACAGCUCACCACUAGGUAACUCCAUUGGAGGUGGGUGAGUGUUCAAAUGAUGUAGGAGGGCGCCAGGGGCUGAAACUAUGCAAAAGCCCAGAUUUAGCCUAUUAUUAUAAGGUGGGCAAGCACACACGCCACACUCACAGUACCUUUAUGUUCAAGGUUUUAUCUUCUAAUCUGAAUAAUCACAGUUCCGAUUUUAAUUCCUAACGCCUCUAUUCCGUAAGACUUAAAUGAUUAUAGCGCAAUCCUAUGCCUGCUCAGGAAUAAGUUCUGUUGAGUUCAGUAGGACGAACCAUAAGUGUGUUCAAGGUUGCAGGCUUUCAGCCUUAGUUUUCUAAAAGUCGCCACAACUCCCUUGGCUAAUUUGUUCUGUUGCCCAGUAGUUUCUACAAAUAGGAAGAUUUCCAACGUAAAACCCCCGCGUUAAAACCCGAACCCAUUGCUUUUUGCCACCCUAUCCUCCCCACAAAAACCAUUGGUAAAGUAUUUCUUACCUUGUUUUUGACAAGGUUAUAGAUAUAUAAUAUUUACCCCCAAAAUUAUACUGCUGAAUAUAAUAAGAAUGCACCACAUCCUCUGCUGCUAAGCAAAACUCCAUUCAUUUUGGUCUUUCAUGUACCAAGCACUAUUCUGAAGGAGCAAAUAAGGUUAUCAACCUGCGUCGUAGAAACAUUUUAUAUUUGUCCAUUUACAUACACACAUUGCAGCGUUAAACCGUAUGUUGAAAGUUUCUGUGUUCGUAAAUAUUUAGUGUAUAUAAAGUGCUUUGUGGAAUUCAAUCUCUGCUUUGAAGAUCUUUAGUCUGAGAUUUCUUAUCUAGAGGAAACACGGCAUAUAAAUAAAUAUCUCUAAACAGGCUGCGCUUCACAGCGUGCUUAACAGUGAGUGGUUUAUUGUUUCAGCGGAACACGUAGAAUAUUGGCAGUUACACAAUUUCUGACACGUCACUUGUCUUAUAUGCAGUGUUAGGUACAGCAUAGCAUCAAAAGUGCUUUUCUGUGUGCAAGUUGCUUAAGUGUCCACAUGAGGAAUCGGUCUUUUGGAGUCACCUCUUGACUUAGAAAAACAUCUUCCCUACAAGAAAAUGAAAUCAUUUUGCAUAUGCUACAAAGGUUGGUGUUUGCUGAAGAAGAACGACAGCAAGAAAAAUUGGCAUAUAGCAAGCUGAUGCUACACAAAACUUGGAAAUCUUCUACUUUCUUCUAAGACCGCUUGGGAAGAAAAUGUGGCAUGGAACUUAUCAAACUGAUACCUGAUGGGUCGUUCUUUUCCAGCAAGAUUGACUGAAUAAUUCUAUGUGCCUAACAUUUCAGUUUUUGAAAUGGCAGCUAACGGAGAGAAGAUUAUACUUGAAGAAGGUGAUAGUCAAGCUAUGUCUACCAACUUAAAAUACCUUUCCUUGGGGAUUUUGGUCUUCCAGACAACUAGCUUGGUUUUGACUAUGCGGUAUUCAAGGACACUGAAAGAAGAAGGACCUCGUUAUCUGUCUUCAACUGCGGUGGUUAUUGCUGAGCUUUUGAAGAUCACAGCCUGUAUUUUGUUGGUUUACAAAGACAGCAAGUGCAAUUUACGAUCGCUGAACAGAGUGUUGCAUGAUGAAAUCCUUAAUAAGCCUAUGGAGACACUUAAACUUGCUAUUCCUUCUGGGAUUUACACACUACAGAAUAAUCUCCUGUAUGUUGCCUUGUCAAACCUAGAUGCAGCCACUUACCAGGUCACGUAUCAGCUGAAAAUUCUUACCACUGCGUUAUUUUCUGUGUCCAUGCUCAGUAAGAAAUUAGGUGUGUAUCAAUGGCUUUCAUUAGUGAUUUUGAUGGCUGGAGUUGCAUUUGUACAGUGGCCGUCAGAUUCACAAGAAGCAGCCACUAAAGAACUCUCAGCAGGAUCACAGUUUGUGGGCUUGAUGGCAGUACUUAUAGCCUGCUUUUCAAGUGGAUUUGCCGGAGUGUAUUUUGAGAAAAUCUUGAAAGAAACAAAACAGUCAGUAUGGAUCAGGAACAUCCAGCUGGGAUUUUUUGGCAGCAUAUUUGGCUUGAUGGGCGUGUAUAUUUAUGAUGGGGAACUUGUAUCGAAGAAUGGAUUUUUUCAAGGUUAUAACCAGCUCACCUGGAUAGUUGUCAUUCUGCAGGCACUUGGAGGCCUUGUUAUAGCUGCUGUUAUAAAAUAUGCAGACAACAUUUUAAAAGGAUUUGCAACAUCUUUGUCUAUUAUACUGUCAACAUUAAUCUCAUACUUCUGGCUGCAAGAUUUUGUCCCUACAAGUGUUUUUUUUCUUGGAGCCGUUCUUGUAAUAGCUGCUACAUUCCUAUAUGGUUAUGAUCCAAAGCCUGCGGGGAAUCCUACUAAAGCGUAGCAGAAUCUUCAGUGCCAGCCCUUUUUUUUUUUUUUUUGCAAAAACUGUGCAUUAAGGACCUCAAAAUAAUUAUAUGGAGGACCACCAAGCACUGGAAUGGAAGAGUUUACAUGGUAUCUGAAGAAUGACAACAUAUUAAAAUAAUGGUUUAUGGGAGACAAAACUACAGAAAGACAGAAAACAGUAUGUACCUCUGGAAACGAAGGAAGUCCUAGAACAAAACUUGAAGGGAACACGUUGCAUCUAAUACCUACAAUUAGAAAUGCUUCCUGCUUGAACUCUGAGGUUAAAUCAGAAUUAUUUACUGUAUUUGACAGCUGCAGAAAUGCCCUAUGCACUCUUCUUGCAAGAGCACAUGACAUUUGUUGAAUUGUACCUUUUUUCUUCUCUUUUUUGCAAAUUUAUUUUCGUCUUAGUAUGUUUUUUUUAAACUUGCUGUAUAUUUGUAAUUAUCAAAUCAAAGUGAAAUAAGAUUUAGUGCAACCAUGGUCUUUCUGAUUUGCUAUUCCGAUUUAAACCCCUGCAAAGUAGGAUUGAAUCGUUCUCCUUUCAAACAUUUUUAAUAUUUUAUAUAGAAAGCUGAACAAGUAAACAGAAAUGGGUGUUGGGAAACAUAUCUAUACACAUUUCUUACGGCCACGAGAAACCUUUUUUUGAUAAGAUUCCCAGAGAGGAAGAAUUUGAAUCCACAAAUAAUAAAAAGGAUUAAUCAGAA
Zootoca vivipara (common lizard) is the source of this 3776-nucleotide messenger RNA. RefSeq names its product solute carrier family 35 member A3 (gene SLC35A3). Gene Ontology annotation, biological process: pyrimidine nucleotide-sugar transmembrane transport. NCBI's taxonomy places the organism in Eukaryota, Metazoa, Chordata, Lepidosauria, Squamata, Lacertidae. Gene Ontology annotation, cellular component: Golgi membrane. Gene Ontology annotation, molecular function: pyrimidine nucleotide-sugar transmembrane transporter activity. The record is from RefSeq and is a predicted model, not a curated record.